Messenger RNA from Dentiscutata erythropus, 576 nucleotides. The record is from the annotation of a GenBank genome assembly. Lineage: Eukaryota; Fungi; Glomeromycota; Glomeromycetes; Diversisporales; Gigasporaceae.
ACUGUUGAAUCAACAUUGUUGACUUUGGGCGAUGGUAAUUGGAAUGCUUCUGAGAAAGAUCCUAAUUUUUCUCGAGAUAGGAACGGACGAAUUCCAGGAAAUGCUGUCAUGAAGCACUAUUUCGCUGACGUUUUAGAGUGUUUAGCCCAAAGCCUUGAUAGCAAAGCAAAAACAUAUAAAAAGCCCACGUUGACUUCUAUCUUUUUGCUAAAUAAUUAUUAUUACAUAUUAAAAUCUAUAAGGACUCAAUUCAUGACAGUUCUAGAUCAGGAGAUUGAGUCUAAAUUUGAUAAAAUGGUGAAAAAAUGGAACGACGCAUAUCAGGAUACAUGGAAAUCAUGUUUCUCUAAUCUUAUGGAUUAUACGUGGGUCAGAGGAGGUGCUAUAAAGACUACAUUGGGUUCAAAUGAAAGACAAACGGUCAAAGAAAAAUUUAAGAACUUUAAUACAGAAUUUGAUGAACUUUACAAAGCUCAUAAAGGGUAUGCGAUGCCUGAUCCUGAACUCCGUAACCAAGUUAUAAGAGACAUUAGAGGUGUUUUGAUACCUAUGUACAAUCGCUUUUUGGAAAAGUAA